AUGUUUAUAUUUAAUAUCUGUGUAUUUUGGUAUCAGCAACAUGAAAGGUCGUACUACAAGGCAAAAACUAAAAUGGUGACGGAGUUGCGGCAGCCCCGGACAACACUGUCUCUGAUGGAGAUGGAAAUGUUUUCUUUGAUCCUAUUGAGAGUAAUACCUUCUGGUGUUAUCCGCCUUACAAACAUUUCACCGGGCUUAAAGGCGCCAGUUAAUAAAUCGUAUCUGUGUGAAAAGAUGGUUCAAACUCCUGACAUCGUUACCUUUUCCAAAAAUGAUCCAGAUGAUAGUAAGAAUUGCAUUUGCUGCGCAGCAGCAGAAUUACAGAUCAUAGCACGCUACAGUGUCAAUGCAGAUACUGCUAGCUCAGGUCUGACAGUGUAUGUAUUAGGAUUCUCGUUAGGGCCACUGUUUUGCCCUCUCAGUGAAAUGUAUGGAAGAACAUUGCCAUACCGCUUGUCAUGGCCAAUGCUAGUUGUGACUUGUGCUAUGAGUGCCUGGAUUGACAACAUUGUUGUCAUAAUAGUCUUGGUGGUGGUAUUAUGUCUGAUAUGUACAACAUUGUUGACAUGCAAGGUCAAGCAAGAGUUGACGUUCAAAGCUAUUGCACUCUAUGCUGCUGCUAUAUCUGCCGGGCCCUGCAUUGCACUUCCGAUUGGUUUCUUUGUAUCAGCAAAUGCACCAUCUGAGUUGUGGGUACUCCGUGUCUACUUUUUCUUUGUCCUGUCCCUUCUCCCAGUAGUGUGGCUACUACCAGAAACGCACGGACCUACUGUACUAGCAUGGAGAUCUAAGAAACUUCGCAAGGAGGGGAUGCUGAAUGCUUGUGCAGCACAUGAGCUGAAGCACGAGUCAAAGAAACAAGUCUUUAUAACUAAUAUUGGCCGUCCAGCAGCAAUGUUUCUUCGUGAGCCAAUCGUCCAGGGUGCAGCAAUAUGGACCUCCUUGGCAUAUGGUAUAGUUUACUUCUUCUUCGAGGCAUAUCCUGUUGUGUUUUUUGAACACCACAACUUCCCUUUACAACUAACUGGUCUUCCUUUCCUUGCUAUGGUUGUUGGUUUUCAGCUUGCUGCACUGCCGUACCGCUAUCUUGUACGCAUAUUUUCAAACAUUCGCGUCCCCAGCUUUAUCCAGCCAGGAAAUCAAUCGCCAGACAGUCCUGAGUCAGCUCUAAAGUUGGCAGUCUUUGGAUGGUCAAGUGGUAGUGAAACACAUUGGAUUGUACCAACUUUAGCUGGCACUCUUUAUGCAUUCUCUACACUCAUUAUUUUCUAUACAUUCCUAACCUAUGCAAGUGCUUGCAACACAUUCUGGAGAUCCUUAAUUGGCUCCAUAUUUCCUGUAGCAUCUCAUUCAAUCAUCUCACGCCUCGGAACAAAGUGGGGAGUAUCAUUGUUUGGAUUUCUCUCUCUUGGCCUCUUGCCUAUCCCAAUCAUUUUCCUACGCUAUGGUGAAAUCUUUCGCAAGAAUUCACAUUAUGGCCAUGAGGCCAAUACAAUUGUUGCCAAAAUGCGAGCUGUAGCAGCACAGGCUAAAAGGGAUACACAGUUGGCAACCUCAAACGCAUCUGUGUCAUCUCAGAGAAAGUCUACGGAUGCAAUCAUAGAAUUGACCGAGCACCGUAUAACACAGAGAAGUAACCAAGUCAACGAUGUCGACAAGGCGGGUAAGAAAUGGUAUGCGAACCGAAACAUGUGGUCUGGACGUUCAAUAACUAGUGCACACCAAAUUGGACAUCUUCUCAUCGAGUUCCUUGGACUGAAAGAACUUGAACCUAGCAGCCUGGCGGUUAUUGGUAAAGUAGAGCAGCUUAUCAUUUACUCCCACAGAGCUCUGUCAUGCUAA
This is a messenger RNA of Fomitiporia mediterranea MF3/22, 1842 nucleotides long. RefSeq names its product MFS general substrate transporter. The record is from RefSeq and is a predicted model, not a curated record. Gene Ontology annotation, molecular function: transmembrane transporter activity. Gene Ontology annotation, biological process: transmembrane transport. The transcript is spliced from 21 exons. The coding region runs from base 1 to 1842 and encodes 613 amino acids. Lineage: Eukaryota; Fungi; Basidiomycota; Agaricomycetes; Hymenochaetales; Hymenochaetaceae.